Molecule: messenger RNA, 3672 nt
Organism: Kazachstania africana CBS 2517
Lineage: Eukaryota; Fungi; Ascomycota; Saccharomycetes; Saccharomycetales; Saccharomycetaceae
Gene: ECM30
Product: Ecm30p
Exons: 1
Coding region: 1-3672 (1223 amino acids)
Cellular component (GO): Golgi trans cisterna; membrane; Golgi medial cisterna
Source: RefSeq, a predicted model, not a curated record
AUGGGGAAUACCGAUUCGCGAAAUAUCACUAUCUGCAGAGAGCACCUCAUUAAAUUAGCUAAUUCAGACAAAUCGAUCUAUAAUACCACGAAAUCCACAGUGGCUAAUAGAAAAUACGCCACUCUUUCCAAAAGGUUAUAUUUAGCAAAGAAGUCAAACUGGGACUCACAAGAGAAAAAUAUUAGUAUACCUUUGUUCACUAAGAAUGCAAGCCUAGAACAACUGAUAUCAAUUUAUAAAUUCCCAAGUAAUACUUCAUUUACUGAAUUCAAUUUAAUCUUUCAACAAUUUUAUAUGGAUUUUAAUUUGAUUAGUAAAACUUUGACUGUGGAGACCUUCAACACGUUAGUAUCAAAUGUUGAAUUGAAAAAAAUAAUCAACUCGAACUUUCAAAACUACAAGAAUUUAAUCAGAUUUUGUAUUUGGCAAAUUAUUUUCAUUACUAAUUCGCUAGACUUCAAAGAUUCUAACUCUUUGAAUGUACAAUUAGAAACAGUGAUUGGAUCUGUACGCAUAUUAACCAAAUUGAUUCCCGCGUACUAUGAUCAUUUAUCGAACAAUCCUAACAUUAUAGACAUAUUGUGGGAUAAUUCGAUUGAGUCAAUAAUGGAUACCACAUUUUUUGAAGCUCAUAAAACAACAGUCACACUAGAAUCAUUGGGACAAAUUCUAUUAAAGUCAAUCUUGAAGUUAUGUUUUGUACAGGGAUUCACUAUUCCUAUCACCCAUAAUUCAGGGCUCAUCAGUUUUGAAUACCUAUGGGAAAAUGGAAUUAAUACUCAUAAUGACAGUCCAUCAACCAACAGUUUAGAAAUGAAGGAUCAAAAUGUACGAUUCGAUUCCAAUCGGUUGGAAUUAAUAACUUUAUUGAUGGUCCUCAGUUCAACAGACUUAUAUUCGGAAAAAAACGCAUCAUCCAAGAAUAAAUUCCUAGAAAUGCUAAUAACAUUAGAUGAUGAAGCAGAACAAUACAAGUUAAGACAGCUGAUAAAUUCCCUGAUUAAUUUGGUAAGUGCAUACUGUCUGUCGUAUAAUUUACAACAGACGAAUCCUUAUCAGAAUUCUUCAUAUAAGCCAUCUUUAAAUCAAAAUUUAUCACAACUUAAAUCCAAUCUUGUCCAAACAUCACUGCAGUUCAUCAACCUAUUACUGCUGCAAGAUACCCAGGAGAAUAUCGUGAUUUCUUAUAUCAAAGGAUUUUUGAAAAAAGAAUAUGAUUUUAAGUUAAUCUUAUCUGCAAUUACGAAAGUAUUCAAACAUCCAAUCGAACAAGCUAUUGAACAGGAAUCAAACCCACUAAGUUUUGUAUCCUCUCGAGAAAGACCUGACAGUCGCAGUUACGUACAAACUCAGAAACAUGUAAAUAAUAACGAAAAUUAUGGGAACAAUCUCAGUAAUAAUAUCCCACAUUCAGUAGAUUCUGAAAGCUCAUCCAUAGCAUUACCACCUGUACCAAACAUAUUAUUCCAAGUGUUACUUUUUCUAACUAAUUUACUUAAAUUUAAUGAUCCAUUUGAAAAUUACUUUGCUGACAGGUUUUCACACAAAUUUAUUACAUUUGCAAUUUAUUAUAUCAAAUAUUAUAAAAGCACCAUUGAAUAUCAAGAAAACUUGAUUCCCUUAUGUUAUCAAUUAUGUCUGUAUUUGACUUCCAAUAAUUUGGUUCUUUACAAAUUACUACAAACAUUCACUGUAAGUUAUUACACAAACAAACUCCCGAAUUUUUACAAGGUUCCAAAUAUUGCACGUAUUAAUUUAUUAACUUAUAGAGACUUUAUUGUGAUUCAACUAAGUCAUUUGGCAAUAUCUGAUAUUAAAAAGAACUCUAUUUUGGAGCCCUUCAUCUUUGAAUUAAUUUAUAACAUUCUACCAAUUAACUCGAACGUGAUAGCGAAUGAAUCAGAAAAUCACGUGCUAUUAUCCAAUAAAAAACAUCAUAACGAGUCCAUCAAUUCUGAAACGCUAAGCUCAGAUAUAUUGAGCUACAAUACCAGUAUGGCAUUGCUAAACUUGCUGGCCAAAUUUUCCAAUAAAACAUACCUUUCAUCAUUUUCCAAGAACUAUUUCAACAAUUCUUACUAUUCACCGGAGCCUAACAAUAAUCGGAAUCCGACAGGAGAUCGUAAAGUUGUAUUACCAGGGUUAAGCUUGCCAGCAUUAAAAUUAGAUAUGCUAGCGUUAACUUUAAGAGCAAUGUUGAACUAUGUAAUAUUGUAUCCGCUUGAGUCGAAGAAUUUGACUAUAUUAUUAUCUCGCCAUCAAAAUAUACUGUUGCAGUUACGGGAUUCAAUUAAUUACAUUACAAAAAACCAUUCAACUAACAUUGAAGACUAUUUAUUGAUUGAUCAUCCUCUUAAAAGUAAUGAUAUGGAAAAUGAUGAGACUAUGACUGAAAAUGGUGACGAUAGUGAUAUCUCCAACAGGGAUAGUAAUGAAAGCCUAAGUACGCCUUAUUUGUUUUUUGAUAGAAUUCCUCCUGGCGAUUCUGACUCAGUUGAUAGUGAUGUCGAAGAUUAUAAUAAACGAAACGAUUUUAACCUAGGAAAUUCGAUGUCGGAUUCUAAUUCAACUGAGGCGGCCGGUGCUCAGAAGAGUUUGCAACUUUAUGAACAAAGUGAUUAUAAUAAACGGCUUAUUGUGAAUAAUAAAGACUUGUUUUUGCUUUUACAGCCGAUUAUGCCCGUUGGCUUGGGUAAAAACUCGAAGUUGAAAACUUUGAAAGAUCAGUCAUUUAAUCACGUUUGGACUGGGUUUGAAAGUCUAAAUAUUUUGUUAAGGGUUUCUAGGUUAAUUCUCGCACGUUUUCCUGAAUUAAUGAAGAUAAGUAGGAGUUCCGAAUAUUAUGAAAUAAUAAACAAUAAAUUUGUUGACUUCCAACCAACUUUGACUGAAAAGGUUGAAUCAGUUUUGCCAAUUUAUCUAAGAACUUUGAAGGUUUUCGAACCCCUAGUAUUUGAUUUAUCGACUGAAAAUAAGGUAUUUCAUGAGUGGCUGCUCAGAAGUUGCUGGGCCGAUAUUUUUAAUACCCAUUCGAAUCCAUAUAUGAAAUUGAACGAUUUUUUCAGUGAAAGCGAUCCAAAAAUGAACCUGCAGGAUCGUAAAGAUGCUAACUCAACUGUUUCUCCUUCACUCCCAGUGCUUGAGAGAUGGGCAUCUAAUAGUUCUACUCUAUCUAGAACAACAAGCAACGGUAGCUCUGUCAUGAAUUUAAUGGGGCAAGAUAAUAUAAGCAGUUCGAACACAAAUGAGUAUGGUAUUCCUAACGUUGGAAGUCAACCUAACCUAACUAGGAAGAAUAGUAAUUCGUCCUCAUUUUUCAAGUUGUCAUGGACAGGUUUUUAUAAGAACGACUCCAGAAAGGAUGCUAUUGAAGAAGAGGCUCCCUACGGAGCUCUUUCGAAUAAUAAUAAGGCUUUUAAUUUGGAUGCUGGCCUCCUUAAACCCAAUAUAUGGGCUGGUACCAUAAUCAAGCUAUUCCCUACAAUUGUUAGCGAAAAAGAGGAACAAUCAUUUUUGGAUAUGACGUCUUCGUUAUUGAAAAAAUUUAGAUUUAAUAGCAAUGCAUCAGUCGGUGCUAUACAACCUACUUCAGCAAAUAAUAUGUCAUCUCGCGGUUACAAUACCAGUACCAUUUCUGACAAUGCCAUACCGUUACCAAAAAGAUUUUACUGA